GGGGUGCACAAGGGUUAAGAUUGUGAGUCUUUAAAUUUGCUGCUGAAAAAUCCCUUCCUCAAUAGUUGGCGUUUGUCAGUCAGAAAAUGGAGCAAAAGAUAGUAAUUAAGGUACGUUCACACUGCAAGAAAUGUAGGUCCAAGGCCCUGGCAAUGGCUGCCACGGAAUCAGGUGUGAUAUCAGUGGCACUGGAAGGGGAAAAGAAAGACCAAGUCGUUGUGAUCGGAGAUGGGGUUGAUGCAGCGGGUUUGACAAGCUCAAUGAGGAAGAAAUUGGGGUACGCCAGCUUGGAGCUUGUUGAGGAAAUAGUAAGGGACGAUUCUGUGAAAGAAGCUUAAUUCCUGAAGACUCUCUAAGAGCCUUACUCAUGGUCAUGGGAUGGAACAAUUAUAACUUGACCUGUUAUAUGUUAAUUUCUACGGUACAAGGUUGCAGUAUCCUGUUUGGGAUGGAGAACUAGUUCUUGCUACCGUUGUGGCUCUUCAAAUUGUACUGCAACAUUCUAUUUAAUCUCUUUCAACUUU
This is a messenger RNA of Daucus carota subsp. sativus, 524 nucleotides long. RefSeq names its product heavy metal-associated isoprenylated plant protein 47. NCBI's taxonomy places the organism in Eukaryota, Viridiplantae, Streptophyta, Magnoliopsida, Apiales, Apiaceae. The record is from RefSeq and is a predicted model, not a curated record. Bases 87 to 338 code for a protein of 83 amino acids. The transcript has 3 exons.